AUGAAAUUAACAAAAAGUAACAACCAAAUUUGGCGACCACUUGUUAUAGGAGAUGGGUCGGUUGGUCGCUCAGAAAUGAUAUUCCAAUUUUGUGAACAUCAAUUUGUUGAAACUUUUGAUGUUCUUAAAGAGCGCUGUUAUAUAAAACAAAUAAUACUUGACAGAAAAAUGAUAUCAAUUGAAAUAUUGGAUUCGAUAACACCGACACUUCAAUAUGAUUAUGACGAGUAUAAUAUCAAAAAAUCUGAUGGCUUUAUUAUAAUGUAUUCAGUCACAUCUGAAGAGUCAUUUUAUUACGCGCAUUCUAUAUUUGAAAGUUUAUAUUACAUUUUUGACUUGUUUCCUUAUGAACACAUUCCCAUUGUUUUAUGUGGUAAUAAAAUUGAUUUAAAUACUCAAAGAAAAGUUUCCAGAGAAGACGGUGAAAAAAUGGCAAAAGAAUUUAAAGUACCUUUCUAUGAAAUAUCUGCACAAUACAAUAUAAAUGUCACCCAAUGCUUUUUGGCAAUUGUUGAUGAAAUAUUAAAAAACAAUACAUUUUUAGAACUAUAUAAUGAAAAUGUGAAAAGACAAACAAAAUACACAAACAUAAAAACAAAGACCAUUAAAUGUGUAUUAUUAUAA
This is a messenger RNA of Entamoeba invadens IP1, 624 nucleotides long. RefSeq lists its product as hypothetical. Gene Ontology annotation, cellular component: plasma membrane. The coding region runs from base 1 to 624 and encodes 207 amino acids. NCBI's taxonomy places the organism in Eukaryota, Evosea, Mastigamoebida, Endamoebidae. Gene Ontology annotation, biological process: Ras protein signal transduction. The record is from RefSeq and is a predicted model, not a curated record. The transcript has a single exon. Gene Ontology annotation, molecular function: GTPase activity; GDP binding; GTP binding.